Scomber japonicus (chub mackerel) is the source of this 2524-nucleotide messenger RNA. Its product is annotated as LHFPL tetraspan subfamily member 2a protein. The transcript is spliced from 3 exons. NCBI's taxonomy places the organism in Eukaryota, Metazoa, Chordata, Actinopteri, Scombriformes, Scombridae. The record is from RefSeq and is a predicted model, not a curated record. Bases 742 to 1419 code for a protein of 225 amino acids. Gene Ontology annotation, cellular component: membrane.
AAUGAAAACAGAGUGAGGAGGUGAGAGAAACUGAGACAGAGCGAAAGAGAGAGAGAGAGAGAGAGAGAAGGGGAGAGACCCUCUGCAGCUCCAGCUCUUGUUAUUUUAACCCAGAUUCAGCACUGAAAUAUGGCCACCAUGUGGACCCUCUCAAGAAGUGUGGCUCCAGUGUCGACCCAGCCAAUCAGAGAAGACGUAGCAGCCCAGGGGGAGGGACAUGGGGAAGGGUUUUCAGGAGCCGGAGUCUGAGAGAGGCAUUAAAAGUGUGUGAGCAGAGGAGGAGAGUCAGGGCAACUGAAGCCACAUCUCCAGGACAGCUGGACUAUCCACAAACCAAUGGAGACAGGUGUGUCUGAUGUGACGCCAGCGGGCUGGCUCAGGGAACACAACUUCAAUACGAUGUAGACACCAAAUAAACACACAGAAUAAGAGUCUGUACACCGAGCCGAUAGAAGGAGGGUGAGUUCAAGGAGGAGGAACAACAGCUGUGCUGAAACGACACCAACAGAAGAUAAGAAGUCAAAGAAAGAGAGAGAAGCGGCAGACUGUGAAUCAUUGACCUGAACUUUUCUGUGUCACCUACUCCCUCCUGUCAAGUGCUCACUCGCUCUUACAUCUCCGCCGGAGAAGGAUCACCACCUCAGCUCUCUGUGUUUUGAGAGCGUCCAACCGAAAAUCCACCUCUUCACCUCUCAGCAACGUUGAAAAUCUGAACAGAGGGACACUCCAGCCACCGUCAGCAUGUGCCAUGUCAUUGUCACCUGCCGCUCUAUGCUGUGGACUCUGCUGAGUAUUGUAGCCGCGUUUGGAGAGCUCAUCGCCUUCAUGAGCACUGACUGGCUGGUGGGUUUCCCCCGCACACCUGAUGCUGUUUAUGGCCCCCAUGGGGCCACCACAGCCGGAGAGGCCUACAGGCCCACUUUAGGCAUCUACGGUCGCUGUAUAAAACUGCCCCAUCAUCAGCGAGGAAUACUGUGCGGACCGUAUGCGGUACACUUUGGGGAGAUUGCCAGCGGGUUCUGGCAGGCUACUUCUAUCUUCCUGGCUGCAGGGAUCCUGCUGCUCUGUGCUGUGGCGUUCAUCUCGGUGUUCACCAUGUGCUUCCAGAGCAUUAUGAAGAAGAGCAUUUUCAACGUGUGUGGACUGCUGCAAGGGAUCGCAGGUCUGUUCCUGAUCCUGGGUCUGAUGUUGUACCCCGCUGGCUGGGGCUCAGACAAAGUCCAGCUGUACUGCGGCCAUGACGCCGCUCCAUACCGGGCCGGUCUCUGCUCCAUGGGCUGGGCCUUCUACACUGCCAUGGGCGGCACGGUGCUCACCUUCAUCUGUGCCGUCUUCUCCGCGCAGGCCGAGAUCGCCACCUCCAGCGACAAAGUCCAGGAGGAGAUCGAGGAGGGCAAGAGCCUGAUCUGCCUCCUCUGAGCCUCAGAUACUUUUUUCCAGAAAGAGAAGGAAGAAGAAGAAGAAGAAGAAGAGCGAAAGAGAGACAGGCCAAUAAUGAUCAACACCUGCCUUUUUGCAUUUUUCUCCUGAGGCCGGCCUGUGGAAGAGAGGCGCCUGCAUUGUUUACCACUAAGACUGACUCUUAUUUUUGUCUCUGUUUUGUGUUUAUGUGGGAAAAAUCUACAAGUGCCAAGUUUUUUUUUUCCUCAACGUGUGUUUGUGUGUGUCUCUUUCUGCCACUAGAGGUGCUGUGUCUGUUAUUGUAUUCAUGUUUAAAAAAAAAAAAAAAGCAUGUGGAGAGGCUUCGUCCGUCACCACCUGUCCUGUAAAUACGUGUGAUUAUAUAUAUAUUGUACAUAGUAAUGAUUGCAGAUUUGAUGGUCAGCUUGAUCCAGGCUGCGCUGAUGAUGUCACUCUUGCCUUGUUAAGAAAAAAAAAAGGAAAAAAAAGAAGAAGAAGAAGAAGAAAAAACACACACACUGGUGUUUCUGUUUCCAGACGACCACGACCAGCAAAGCAAACCUGGAUCUUCUUUUCUUUUUUUUUUAUCUGUUUGCUAUGUGUGAGUAUUAACUCAACAAGGGAACCACUACUCAGUCAGAAUAAACUACUCACAGAAUAAACAGGCUCAGCUCAGAGUGGAUGUCCUUUUUUUUUUUUUUUUUUUUUUGUUGUUAAAGCUUGCAGAUUGUACUGUCAUUUGAAUGAUUCAUGUGUUUGCAGACCCUUGAAAUGUAUCUUCACGGAGGGGACGUGAGCGGAGGACACAAAGCGAUGCGAGCUCUGUGGUGCAUUUUAUUUUGUAACAUGAAGUGAGCUUAAAUCCUAAGCCUAAAAAGCUGAAAGAUGACCUUAUGAAGGGGUCUCUCUCUUAACCCCGCGGGGGUCUUCGUUCUCAUUCAAGCAGACAUCCUGUAAUCUGUGCACAAAGACGUGGACUGAAUGAUGAGGACGCACAUUAUUGAAGUAUUGCUGUUAUUAGUAAUGUCUGGUUUCAGGGAGUGGAGUCUGUGGAGUCAUAGAUAGUGUGUCCUAUCUAUUCCCAUUUGUUUUUGCCAAAUGAAUAAAAAGAGAAGGGAAAAAA